Messenger RNA from Sardina pilchardus (European sardine), 750 nucleotides. RefSeq lists its product as uncharacterized. The coding region runs from base 1 to 750 and encodes 249 amino acids. The record is from RefSeq and is a predicted model, not a curated record. The transcript has a single exon. NCBI's taxonomy places the organism in Eukaryota, Metazoa, Chordata, Actinopteri, Clupeiformes, Clupeidae.
AUGGCAUCAAACGGCAAAGUGGAAAAAGUCUCCAAGUACGAAACAUUGAGACUUCUGGAAAAAUGCAAGAAAGAAAGAGACGAUGCGAUACACAGGGAAAGCAUGAUGAGAGAAAAGCUGAGACAGUACGAUUCAAGAAUGAGGUCAACAGAGACGCUGAAACAGAAAUUGAAGACAUUGACUCUGGACAAUAAAGACUUGCGGAAACAGGUCAAAACUCUUCGAGCUGAAAUAGGCUUGGAAUCUAGCCCAAAAUUUCAGGGCAAAACCACACGGGAUAUAAUAAAUGACUUACAUGAGAAGGAGCGCGAAUGCAAUUCUUUAGUUGAAAAAGCAGGCAAAUUAUGCCUGACAAUAGAUGAGCUUACAUCAGAGUUGGCAAACACCGUGACCUCGAAAACGCUGUUGGAGGAUCAGGUACAAUCAUUACAACAAAACUUAAAAGACAUGACCAAUAAUCAGCGACGUUUGCUAAAACUAUGGGAGGACAAGAAGGCUCACCGUGAGCAGCUUACUCUACCCGCAAUUCCUCAAAGACCUGGACAAAAAACAGGAAUACACAAAGCAGUUCAAACUGAAAUGUCUAUUAAUUCUACACAAAAACUACCCACCAGUGCUUUUGAAACUAAGACGUUCCGAAGAGAGACGGAGAGGAUUGUCAAAGGACUUGAUAAACGCAGUAUAACCUCGCUUGCAAAUGGAACUCAUCUACGGGAAAAGGCCGCAUUAAUUCAACAUGAUGCACAGUAA